Vigna radiata var. radiata (mung bean) is the source of this 886-nucleotide messenger RNA. RefSeq lists its product as uncharacterized. The coding region runs from base 1 to 870 and encodes 289 amino acids. Gene Ontology annotation, biological process: chloroplast fission. NCBI's taxonomy places the organism in Eukaryota, Viridiplantae, Streptophyta, Magnoliopsida, Fabales, Fabaceae. The transcript is spliced from 5 exons. The record is from RefSeq and is a predicted model, not a curated record.
AUGGCAAAAAAAUCUGUGAGCACGGUAUCCGCGAGUAAAAUCCGCGACGGGCAGUUACUAUCCGCGAAUAUUUACUACCCGCAGUUAACAGGGGAGUUUGAAAAUUUGAAGGAGAAGGUGGCAGAUCAACUCGGCAAAAAUGGAGAGUCACUGCCUGCCAGCCGAGUUGUGGAGAAGAGUUUGAAAUCAUUGACAGAUGAUUUCGAGAGUUUUGUGUGCGUCAUCGAGGAGUUGAAGGUCCUAUCAAAGCUCAUGGUUGAAAACUUUGAUAAGGUUGCUUUUGCAGCUCGUUGCACUGUUGAGGAGAAUGGCAGCAUAGAGACCCAGACAGAAAGUGCAGUGGAGGAAGGGAGGAGGGAGAGGUGGGAGAUGUCUUCCAUGGAGAAGAAGACGAAGUACUCUAUGUCUAUGGACACAAAAUAUCUCUCGCAGAUUCCUUCCAUGAACAAGUAUGGUCGCAAUGGGUUAAUGACGUUUGAUACAAUGAUUGAGGCCAAGAAGAAUCUCCAUGAAAAAGAUCAGAAUCUCAUUGAAAAUGGGGCUAAAAAUUCGAGAAAAGGAUUGGGAUUUUUUAUAACUUUUGCAGCCAAAACAAUGCUCACGGUAGUUGACAUGGUAUCAAUAUUAAGUUUGUCUGGUUUCGGGCCUAAGUUAGGAACUUGUUUCAGCGUGCAAGGCUGGCAUCACAAAGUAGAAAAUGUGGAAAGAUCUACAACUAAAAAUGGGGGUGAGAGACCAAGAAUUCAGUGUCCACCUGGGAAAAUAAUGGUGUGGGAAAAUGGGGAAGCUCGAUGCCUAGUGAAAGAGAGGGUUGAAAUUCCAUUUUCAGCUGUUGCUGCAACUCCUGAUAUAAACUAUGGAUGUGGUUGACAAAAACGAUGCUCAC